Eucalyptus grandis is the source of this 696-nucleotide messenger RNA. RefSeq lists its product as uncharacterized. The record is from RefSeq and is a predicted model, not a curated record. The coding region runs from base 1 to 696 and encodes 231 amino acids. Lineage: Eukaryota; Viridiplantae; Streptophyta; Magnoliopsida; Myrtales; Myrtaceae. The transcript has 3 exons.
AUGACCAAAGAAUCCAAAGGAAUGAUGUUCUUGGACGUAAAGAUUGGUGGUACCACGAUGAGUGCGCUCAUGGAUACCGAGGCCUUCGCCCUCUUCAUGUCCAAAGAGGCCGCGAAGAAGCUGAAUCUUCUAGUCGAGACAAAUGAUGCCAGUUGGCUCAAAACGGUGAACUCCAAGGAAGUCCCGACCAAAGGCAUGGCUAGGGGCAUGGAGUUCCACCUUAGUCCAUGGACUAGCCAAGAGGAUAUCGAGGCAAUUCCCCUUAACGACUAUGAUUUCAUACUCAGUCUAGGGUUUCUCGAUCGGAUCAAUCCGGGUGUUAUGCCCUUUACGGAUUGCAUAUGCAUCUUUGAUAAACGCUUGGUGAAGCCCGAUGGUUCUCUAAGCUCGACCUUCAAUCAUGAUGCUAUCAAGUACGGAUUGCUGAAGGGGAUGAGUCGAAGACAGCAUGUACUACAUCCGUUCCUUGAUCGGUUCGUUGUGGUUUACCUUGAUGAUAUUGUUAUAUAUAGUCGAACGCUCGAGGAACACGUCGAGCAUUUGAGUCGAGUUUUCCGGACCCUUUGGGAGAAUGACUUGUAUGUGAAACGUGAGAAAUGUGCCUUUGCACAAAGAGAAGUCCUUUUCCUUGGGCACAUUGUCGAGGGUGGACAAGUGCGGAUUGACGUGGCCAAGAUCCGUGCCAUCGUUGAUUAG